UGUUACAGGCACACCUCCUCGAAAGAGACGCCGAGACGCUUUUUGGUUGUUAGGUUGGUAACUAGAGGAGUUAUUCUCUUUUUUGAGAUGGUUGUGGUAGAAAGUGUAAAGAAGACAGAGUGGUAACAGUCUAACACCAGGACCCACAAAACGACUCUCGAUAGUCAUGUCCUCGACCAAGGAAGACACUUUAUCCCCAGACGAGCUGAGGAAAAGACUCUAUCAAACGUUUAAAAAUAAAGGAGUGCUCGACACACUCAAAACACAGCUGCGGAAUCAGCUCAUCCAGGAGUUAAAACACCCACCGUUGACUGCAGGAGAACCAGUUCCCCGACCGGUAGCUGUGAAAUCUGAACCCCUAUUGGUCUCAGCCUGUAACAGCAUAGUGGCCGAUCAUCUCCGCACCUCUGGGUAUGAGUACACCCUUUCUGUUUUCUACCCUGAAAGUGGCCUGUGCAAAGACAAGAUUUCCAUGAAGGCGGACCUUCUUCAGCUUCUUAAAAUUAGUCCUGAAUCAGCCCUUUAUAGAUCCCUGUUGUCAAAUAAAGAGGAUAAAGCAGGGUUCCUGAUCAGCCUUCUAACACAGCUCACACACCAUUAUACAGCCGGCCUGUGCCAUGAUGCCGACACUCAGACAACCAGCAUAGCAAGUUACGGAGAGUCUCUGGUUGAGAAGAUGAAGAUGAUUGAUAAGGAAUAUGAGGGCUUCACUUACAGUGGGGACAGAUGGUUUUCGUUCCAGUCAAAACUGGCUGCAUAUAGAAAAGAAAUUGACACACAGACGCAAGCAGAAAUGAGCACUAAGAUGCAACAUUUUAAAGAUGUUGAAAUUGCCAAGGUGAGGAUGGAAGAAAAAGCAAACUUUCAUAAAGAGUUUGAUAAGUUGAAGCAAGAGCUGGAGAGGACUUAUGAAAUGAAGGCAAAGGCGCUGAUGGACCGGGAGAAAAAUGCCAUCGAUCGGUUACAAAAACAACAAGAGAUUGAAGAAAAAAACGUGUAUAUGCAGCGGCAAUCGGUCCUGAAAGAGAUUGAAACACUACGGAACAGAGAAAAUGAGCUGAGGAUGAGAAUGGAGGCUUUUGAACAGACUUGUCAAAUUCAAGAGGAGAAGGUCAAGACAACUGAAGAGCUGCUGAGGAGGAGGGAGUUGGCAGUGAGGACUAUGGAGGACACACACGACCAAAGGCUGAAGAAUGAACUUUCGAGGUAUCAGCUUGAGCUGAAAGAGGAGUUUAUCAAGAGAACAGAAAAACUAACCGAGAAUGAGAACAGAAAUAAAAUGGAAACUGCUCGUAUCCAAAAGGAGUCGGCUGUCAUUGAUGGCAAAUUAGAGGAGCACAGUAGAGCAUGUUCAGAGCUGAGACGGCUGCAGGUUGAGCUAGAGACAGCACAGCAGCAGAUUUCUCUGCUGACUCAGCAGAAGGAGCUGUUAAAAGAAAGACUGGAGAGCGUGAGUGACUACCCCAGCUUGAAAAGAGAGAAAGCAGAGCUGCAGGGGCAGCAGCGGCUGCUAAAGAAACAGCUGGAGGAGGCCCAAGAGGAGAACCGGCUUCUCCAUGCAGAUUUGGGCAAGCCGUCCAAAGAGCAGCUGGCCUUGCAGACGGAGCUCCGGAGGCUGCAGAGCGCUCGCAGGCUGGAUGAGGAAGAGUUUGACAACCAGAAACAGGUGCUGCAGGCACAGCUCCAGAGUGAGGUGGAGCGCUGCGCUCAGCUCAACGCUCAGUUGAUUGAGUUUGAGGAGAAAUCGCAGUGGAUGACUAACCACAUGGAGGACAUUAAGAUGCAGCUUCGCCAAACUCAACAAGCUCUUGAGAAUGAAGUGCUGCGUAACCCCAAGCCCUCUCUUGUUGAUCGCUCAGUACUGGAGCUCAGCGCUGACAAGCUGGUUCCCCCUGACAUCUAUGUGGACAGAGCUCUGCUGAGGGCCAGGGUGGGUUAUGAUGAUGUUUGUGAAGCAGGUGGUCCCUUGCGAGGAUACAAGUCGCCUUGGAAUGACUCUCCAGACUCCGACAUGGAGCUGGUGGCCGAAGCCAAGGCUCGGAUCCAGGAGCUGCAGAGGGAGGCGGAGACCCUGGAGGAAGCUUACAGGAAUUACCAGCAGAGGGCAGUGCGCUCCACCAUCUCACACAUGCUUCCCCCACAAGGGACACAUCCUUCACAUCGCCCUGACUCUCCUCUAAGAAAACAAGUCUCUUACCAACCACACACCCACUCAGCCCACAGAUCAAAGGUCUCACACAGACCACUGUCCCCACAGACUAAAAGAACCCCCUCCUCGGCACCCUAUGACACCAGAAACACAGCAACACCUGCCCAGCCAAAAGUGACCUUCUUAGAGGACCAUAACCAACCCCAGUCCACAGUUUUCACUGACCACAGUCUCCACUCAUUGACUGAACCCCUGUUUCUAAGAGAUGGAGGCCCUCAGGAUGGAAGCAGCCCUCCACCCAGACGUCUGUCCUCCACACCUCGCUCUUCUUCCAAGAAAAAGCUUCAAAGAGAGAUUUCAGAAGAAGCGACCGCGUCUCCGAUGGCGUUCCCUGAGCUGCUGCCUGACAGACAGCUCCCUCGCGCCCCCCACGACGAGGUGGCGACCUCAGGUGACUUCUCCUCUGAGCUCAGUCCACCUCGGAGUCCUCAGCUCAAGAGCACAGCACGAGAUCAGUCCAGCCCACCAAAGCUUCAGCCUGUGCUCUCCAGCUCGGAGUCUUCCCCACAGCCCGAGAAAAUCAGCCUCGAGGAUCUCACAGGGAUUUUGUCAGAGCCCGGCCACAUUCCAGAGCUUCUCCUGGACACUGCCAUCCCUCUCUCUGAGGAGGCCCCUGACGGCCCUGCUGUCCCCCGCCCACAGGACCUCCCAGAAGACCCGGUAGACUUGCAGGGCCAAGCGGAUGUCCCUCAAACCUCGAGUGAAUCUGCAGGGGGAGAAGAUGAAGAGGAUGAGGAGCAGAGGUGGGAGAGAGAGCGAACGGAAAGACAGGAACGAAGGCAAAGGGAGCAAGAGGAAGCCAGAGAGAGGGAGCUGCAAGAACUUGAAAGACUGGAGAAAGAGAUGCUUUUGCAAGACGUGGAGCAACCAGGACAAGAAAAAGAGGAAGAAGAAGAAACUGGAAGAAAUAAAGGAGGAGAUGAAGACCAGAAGCAAGAGGCAGAUAAUGGCGAGGAGAAGUCUAAAAGUGAAAAUCCAUUAGAGAAAUACAUGAAGAUGGUCCUGGAAGCAAGAGAGAAGCAGCAUGCACAGAGCCCUGCAAGAGAAGAAGCAGGGCAAACAAGCCCAGAGGCAAGGAGUUUGUCUGAGGAGAAAGACGACAGCAUCGCAGCAUAUUCACACAAGGAUGAAGACGAUGAUUUCUGGUGAGCUGGCGUCCUGGAGUGCUAUCAUCAACUGAUGAAUUAUACAAGCCGCUUUGGUUUCAAGUGUGAAGCAUUUAUUGUAUAGAUUUUCCGAUUUGUUUUUUGACACCGUUGUUUACAUCAA
Chelmon rostratus (copperband butterflyfish) is the source of this 3478-nucleotide messenger RNA. RefSeq names its product OFD1 centriole and centriolar satellite protein (gene ofd1). The record is from RefSeq and is a predicted model, not a curated record. Gene Ontology annotation, molecular function: protein binding. The coding region runs from base 167 to 3358 and encodes 1063 amino acids. Gene Ontology annotation, biological process: epithelial cilium movement involved in determination of left/right asymmetry. The transcript is spliced from 23 exons. NCBI's taxonomy places the organism in Eukaryota, Metazoa, Chordata, Actinopteri, Chaetodontiformes, Chaetodontidae. Gene Ontology annotation, cellular component: ciliary basal body; centrosome.